AUGGCCAGUGCACAUAGGGCUGGAAUGGAGCAGGCGGCCAGUGCACACAGGGCUGGAGUAGAGCAGGCGGCCAGUGCUCACAGAGCUGGAAUGGAGCAGGCGGCCAGUGCUCACAGGGCUGGAAUGGAGCAGGCGGCCAGUGCACACAGGGCUGGAGUAGAGCAGGCGGCCAGUGCUCACAGAGCUGGAAUGGAGCAGGCGGCCAGUGCUCACAGGGCUGGAGUGGAGCAGACGGCCAGUGCACACAGGGCUGGAGUAGAGCAGACGGCCAGUGAUCACAGGGCUGGAGUAGAGCAGACAGCCAGUGCUCACAGGGCUGGAGUAGAGCAGAGGGCCAGUGCUCACAGGGCUGGAGUAGAGCAGAUGGCCAGUGCACACAGGGCUGGAGUGGAGCAGACGGCCAGUGCUCACAGGGCUGGAGUAGAGCAAACGGCCAGUGCACACAGGGCUGGAGUGGAGCAGAUGGCCAGUGCACACAGGGCUGGAGUGGAGCAGACGGCCAGUGCACGCAGGGCUGGAGUGGAGCAGAUGGCCAGUGUUCACAGGGCUGGAGUGGAGCAGAUGGCCAGUGUUCACAGGGAGCAGAUGGCCAGUGCACGCAGGGCUGGAGUGGAGCAGAUGGCCAGUGCACGCAGGGCUGGAGUGGAGCAGAUGGCCAGUGCACGCAGGGCUGGAGUGGAGCAGAUGGCCAGUGCACGCAGGGCUGGAGUGGAGCAGAUGGCCAGUGCACGCAGGGCUGGAGUGGAGCAGACGGCCAGUGCACGCUGGGCUGGAGUAGAGCAGAUGGCCAGUGCACACAGGGCUGGAGUAGAGCAGAUGGCCAGUGCACGCAGGGCUGGAGUGGAGCAGAUGGCCAGUGCACACAGGGCUGGAGUAGAGCAGAUGGCCAGUGCAUGCAGGGCUGGAGUGGAGCAGACGGCCAGUGCACACAGGGCUGGAGUGGAGCAGAUGGCCAGUGCACACAGGGCUGGAGUAGAGCAGAUGGCCAGUGCUCAUAGGGCUAGAGUGGAGCUAUGA
Molecule: messenger RNA, 1017 nt
Organism: Chiloscyllium plagiosum (whitespotted bambooshark)
Lineage: Eukaryota; Metazoa; Chordata; Chondrichthyes; Orectolobiformes; Hemiscylliidae
Source: RefSeq, a predicted model, not a curated record